This is a messenger RNA of Conger conger (European conger), 1114 nucleotides long. RefSeq names its product survival of motor neuron 1, telomeric (gene smn1). Gene Ontology annotation, biological process: mRNA processing. NCBI's taxonomy places the organism in Eukaryota, Metazoa, Chordata, Actinopteri, Anguilliformes, Congridae. Bases 105 to 941 code for a protein of 278 amino acids. Gene Ontology annotation, cellular component: cytoplasm; nucleus. The record is from RefSeq and is a predicted model, not a curated record. The transcript has 9 exons. Gene Ontology annotation, molecular function: RNA binding.
ACGUUCCAAACGUAGUGGUCGCGUAUUAUUAACGUCAUCAUUUAAGGACAACGUAGGCUGCUCGACCAAAGUGCUCAACGGGACACGCUGCAGCCUGUUUCUUCAUGGCAAAUGCACGUAAUGAACAGGUUUUCAACCGUGGAGUGGGGAAAAAUGAAGAUGCUGGCAUUUGGGAUGACACCGCUUUGAUAAAGGCGUAUGAUAAAGCUGUCGCAUCAUUCAAGCAUGCCUUGAAGGAUGAAGAGGAGAGCGUGGAGUCACCAAAGGAAAGCAAGCUGAGCAAACCGGGAAAGAAACGGAAAAGCAACAAGAAAAACAGAAGCCGGAAGAGAAGUAAUGCCAUCCCUGCAAGAGAGUGGAGAGUUGGGGAGCCCUGCUGUGCAUUCUGGUCUGUAGAUGGUAAAGUAUACCCAGCCACCAUCACCUCAAUAAACAAGGAGAAGGGGACCUGCACAGUUGUGUACACUCGGUAUGGAAAUAAGGAGGAGCAGAACCUGGAGGAUCUUCUGUCUGACAGUUCAGAAGUGGAGGAGGAUGGAGCCAAAAUGUCUGAUCAGGUGAAAGAGGGCGAGUCCUCAACAGGAGAGAGUGACACGUGUUCAAGCUCGCGACUGCCCAAUCACAGGCCCAGAUCUGAACCCAGACUCACGCCCACUAGCCGCCAUUCUGCCCCGCCCACAGGGUCCACUUUCAGACCGCCUGAAUCGCGGAGACCUGGCGGCCCUGGAGCUGCCCCCCCUGGAUGGCCCCCUCGCAUGUCGUUUGGUCCCCCGAUGAUGCCCCCGCCCCCUCCCCUGGGCCCGGACGCUGUGGAGGAUGAGGAAGGUCUCAGCUGCAUGCUGGUGUCCUGGUACAUGAGCGGAUACCACACCGGAUACUACAUGGGGCUGAAACGGGCGCGGGAGGAGUCUGGCUCUGGGAAAAGGCCUGACCCCAGGUGAAGAGUUCUCAUACCGCUGACUUUCACAGGUCCUUGUGCCAGAGAGAACAGUGGGUUUGGAUGGUUAUUGGAAUAGUGUCUGUUUAGCGUUCUCACUGUAACCUUGUCUUCUUUUUUAUAUGAAGUUUUAUAUUUUUUUGUAAAUGAAUGAAUAAAAUAACUGUUGUAUCCAUG